Triticum turgidum subsp. durum (durum wheat) is the source of this 333-nucleotide messenger RNA. The record is from the annotation of a GenBank genome assembly. NCBI's taxonomy places the organism in Eukaryota, Viridiplantae, Streptophyta, Magnoliopsida, Poales, Poaceae.
AUGGCGACGGCGCCGGAGGCGGUGGAGGUGCCGACGACGGAGGAGACGCCCGCGCCCGCGGCGAGCGAGGAUCAGGCGGCGCCCGCUGCAGCGGCGGCGGGGACGAACGCGACGGUGCCCGCGCUCUACGUGGGCGAUCUGCAUGAGAACGCGCAGGAGGAGCACAUCUUCGACGCCUUUAGCAAGGUCGGUGCUGUCACCUCCGUGAGGGUCUGCCGCGACAACGCCACCAGCAGGUCGCUUCGCUAUGGCUACGUAAAUUAUUUCUCCCAAGCCGAUGGUACACGCACACUGUCUCCAUCCAUCAUCUUUUUUUCCUUUUCUACAGUGUAA